This is a messenger RNA of Porites lobata, 7786 nucleotides long. Lineage: Eukaryota; Metazoa; Cnidaria; Anthozoa; Scleractinia; Poritidae. The record is from the annotation of a GenBank genome assembly.
GUAUUUCAUUUUUUAUGGUUUUUAGAGCUUUCCGAAGAGUUGCAGCAGCUUCAGGAAAUGGCAAGAAAGUUCAGUCAUGAGGAAAUUGUUCCUGUUGCUGCUGAAUAUGACAAGACUGGUGAGGUAAAAAGAGAAUUUAUUUACUUUACAUUGUACAUUGUACGUGUAGUAUGUCUUCUUCUUCCUUCUUUCCUUUUUUGUUAAACAAAAGUGUUUGUUUUUCAGUAUCCCUGGGAAAUCAUCAAGAAGGCACAUUCUCUCGGACUAUUGAAUGGCCAUAUCCCAGAGAGUUGUGGUAAGUAACCUCUGAUUUAAAAUAUCCGUUUAACUUCACUGUUUGUUUAUUGUGUUGUUUGUACUUUAAGAACUCCAAUCAUUAUUGAGAAACAAUGAAGGGUUAAAGGGACUUGAUCCUGUACACAAGUGAAGAGAAUCUGGUAUUGCAAUGAUUAUUUGUACAUGUAUGCAGGAAUUUUUGCACCAUGUUUUUAAGUAAUGCUUACAAUAUGUUUUCAGGUGGAACAGGUCUGGGGGUACUUGAUGGAUGUGUGGCAACAGAAGAGUUGGCUUAUGGUUGCACUGGAAUUCAAACUGCAAUUGAAGCUAAUUCUUUGGCAGUAAGUUGUUAUUGUAUUCAUGUGAUGAUUUUAAAAAAAUGGUUUUAGCAUAGGAAAAUUUCUGAAGCUGUUUUACAUGAUUUUCCAUAGCAUAAUCCUUUUUUCAUCCACAGAAUCAAAAAAAGUUACACUAACAUUACAGUUCUGUUCCCAGCAUGAUGUUUAUUCUUGUAUUGAAAGGAUCAAAGAGUAGGGAGAUAGCAGUGAUGCUUCCAUACCAUGUACUCUUCUGGUCCACUGAGCUAUUUAACACUGUGACCCACUUAAGAUUUCUUUUGAAGAACGUGACAUUUAUUGGGUGUUGAGGGCUAACACCAGAAUUUACUAUCUACUCAUCCUUAAUUUUGGUGUUAUAAGGAAAUGCCUGUUAUAUUAGCUGGUAACAAAGAACAACAGAAGAAAUAUCUUGGGCGCAUGGUGGAGGAACCUCUGAUGGCGGUAUGUACAUUGUAUCACAUGUAUAGUGGAACUUUGAUAUAGCGAAGGGCUAAGAAACAGGCAAAAUUAUAAGCUAUAGAAAGGCUUUGUUAGAAUUAUUGAGGUUGGGCAAAGAAUGUCAUUUGUUAUAACAAAGACUAUGUUAUUAUAGAGGUUUCUUAUAUCAAGGUUCUACUAUAUGUUUGUCUUAAAGAUGCAGCUACAAUUAUGACUGUAUUGUUUACUGGAAUCUAGUGAUGUUGCAACUAUUUAAGGUGGCUGAAUUCAGUGUUGCGGGCGGUCAGUGGUAACUUGCAUGCUGGCGCAUGGUUUAAAUUAGACAAACAAAUAUGGCGGUGAAAAAAGCAAUGGUACACAGAAGAUGAUUUCUCAAUAUUCACUUCUAUCAUCUUUCAGUCAUAUAACAGGCCAUCUGAUAGGGUGCGAUAAAAAAUCAGAAAUUGUGCGAUGUUUUGCGCGAAGAUUGUACGAUAAGAUAGGACUAUUAUGCGAUAAAUUAUGCGAUUUUUUCAGGGCUAAUUUACAUUGUUUUACCAGGUUUCAAAGGAGAAAAAACACUUUAAUGUUGUUUAACGGGCAAUUUGAAUAAUAAAAGGAAUAAUAAAACAUCUGGUUAAAACAAAAUAGUUAAAUUUGUCCGAUUAUUUUGACCCGCAAAAGAAAAAGGGCACUUGCUUAAUAUUACAUGACGCCCUUACACUGCUGACCACACUGCUUGUCUCUGAAAUCAAGAUGGCGGCCCAGAUAUCGCGAUCAAAAGUUUCAGAUGUCUUGCAAGGCCUUCUUUAGUGGUAAAUCACCUUAAAAAUAACAUUAAGAUGAGGAAAAUGUUUAAUUAAAGUUAGAAUUCAUUGUUUUCUUUACUUGAAUUUAGCAUUUUUUUACGAAUUAUGCAAUUUUCCUCAAAUUGUGUGAUCGGAUGGGAUUUGAGGUCAAUUGUGCGAAAUUGCACCAUUGUGUAAUAUCAGAUGGCCUGAUAUAAAUAUUGGUUAUUUACAUAUAUACUCUGUAGGCAUAUUGUGUGACUGAACCAAGUGCAGGAUCUGAUGUGGCAGGAAUUAAAACCAGAGCUGAAAAGAAAGGAGAUGAGGUAAAUGCUGCAGAUCUAUAAUAAUAAUAAUAAUUUUUUUACUUUCCAAAUUCUGGCUUUUCAAAGUAAUUACAAUAUUCAAUAAAAUGUGUAAAACUGUAAAACAAUAAGAAAUGAUUAAAAUCAUAUGUAUUUAACAAGAUUUAACGAGAUAUUUACAAUAUAUUUACAACAAAUCAGUGUGUUUGUCAAGUGCCUACUGGUUCAGUUUUAUGACCGGUGUAGGCAACUACAGUCAACUCUCGUCUUGUGGACACCCCGCUAUAAGGGACACCCUGAUAAUAAUGGACAGCAGCUAAAUCCCAGGAAAAAAUGCGUUCGACUGAAAUAAACUCCCGCUAUUACGGACUCUCGCUCAUGAGGACACUGACUCAAGGUCCCUACCCCAGGGGUCCCAAUCAGAUAUUUUAAUGAUGGGGGGGGUCCGACAGAGGUUCAUAUUUUAUACCCAAAAAAAUCCCAACUUCAGAAUUUGUCUACCCAAAAAAAUCCCUCAGUGUUUUUGCAUCAGCAAAUUUUAUUAUUUAUCUUCUGGAAAGCUAAAACAUGCCAACUUCAACUUUGGUUUUGGUCAAAAACAACACUAUAACUUGCGCUUAUGUUAUUUUUGAUUUGAGCUGGUGAAAAAUACAAUACCAAAAAAAAUCCCUCUGUUGUUUUCGCAACCCCCAAAAAAUCCCGGCGUCUUUCAUAGACCCAAAAAAAUCCCUUUUGGCCAAAAUGUCAGACCCAAAAAAAUCCUUCGUCAUUAAAAUAUGUGAGUGGGGCCCCUGGGGUCCCUACAGUCUCUGCUAUAAAAGGAGUUAACUGUAGUUGGUCGUUAUAGAAUUAGUGUGAUAAAUAAAUUAGAAACUAUGUCAGUGUAUCAACUAACCAUGUGUACUGUAUGUUCAACUUAAGCUGGAAAACAUACUGAUGUGAAGCAUUGCUGUCACAGUAAAAGGCGGCAGAGUCUAUGUAUUAAAUCCAAUUUUGCUGUGCAAAUUCUAGCAUAAUUAUCUUAUCAACUAAGAUGCAUACAUUGUAUAAUUGCCAAGGAGCAGCCUCACGAAGACGCUAGGCUGCGAGGCGGCAGUCUAAUAAAGCUGAAAGUUCCAAGGCAGAAUGAAUCUCGAAUCUCCUUGCGAUGUAACAUAGAUAGUGUAAGAUUACUUUUCUGACGUUUAAAAAAGCUUCUUCUGCGUACCAUAAAUCUUUUUUUUUUCUUGAAAAGUAGACUUCCUAAGCUUUAAAAAGAGACCAAAAAUUAAUAUAAAUCUGUACAUUGAAUAUUCGCGGACUUUAAUUUGAGUUUUCGAGGAUUCUAAGUUCGCUUAUAAGACCACUAAAUUUUACGCAGAAUGACCUGUGCGCAACUUUGGACAAAAACACGAUCUUCAAUAUCUGGAAAAAUAUGCUUUGUUAAGUUGGGAUUCAAAUUCUUUAUGCGGUAGAACAGUUUAUUUCACUAUUUUCAAGGUAAUUUUCGCUUAUGCAGUCGAAGUGAGUUCAAACUAUUUUUCGUUAAUUAUGGUAAUUCAUGACAUUUCUAAACAAAUUGAACAGCGCGUGUAUUGGUAAAAUCUGUGCUCAUUGGCACCUAGCGAUAGCUAUGACUAGUACUAAUAAUAUAUCGUUGUCACUGUGUUGUAGAGUUGUUAAAAAUUGUGAGGAUGAGACAUAAAUGAUCCUGAAGAUCUUUUGUUGUAAUUUCUAGUAUGUCAUCAAUGGACAGAAGAUGUGGAUAACGAAUGGAGGUGUUGCUAACUGGUGAGAAUAAUUACAUAGUCAGCUAUUCUCCAUUUCUGUGUUUUCCUCUAUCUUCACUGCCAGAAAAGUCAUGAAAAAAGUUUCUUACCUUGCAUUUCUGUGAAACGUUUGAACCCGGAGUCAUUUCAUAAGUAGGUUGACCAAGUUGACUGAGGGCCUGUUUACAUGGAGGUGGGGGACCCCAGGCAGGUGAGGUAACCCGCUUAGGUGGGGUAACCCGCCCGUCCAUAUAAGAGAGAAAAGAAGAUCAUUAGUUGUUUAGGUUAACAUUGAUUAUAGUUCCACUAGUGUGCAAUUUGUGUUAUGAUUUUAAAUUAUUUGGAUCAAGUCGAUAUACAUAGGACUGUAUAAGACUCCAAAUAAAACAUUGUCUUGUCUUGUCUUGUCUUGUCUAUAAUCUCUCAUUUUAAUUUGAUCACGUUUACAUGAUAGAUGGGGUGACCCGCCAAGGCGGGUAGCCCAGUCUGCCAGACCGGGUAACCCUCUCAGCCGGGGUCCAUGCAGGGUUGUCAAAUUUCAAGUUGCCAUGUAAACAACAAGUUUCAAACGACUGGGGUUCUAUUUCUCUUCUAUUUUCAUCAAAUUCGCACAAAAUUCACUUUGGGGAAAAUCCCGUGGCUUUGCAUUAUUAUUUCAAAGGUUCGUAACAAUCAAAUUCGCACAAAAUUCACUUUGGCUGUGGCUUUGCAUUAUUAUUAAAGGUAACAAUAGAAAGCCACAGCACUGAAGGUUGCAGCAAGAGCAGCAAGUGAGUGUAGAAGAGUAUUAGUCGCCAAAACAUGUGGUUUUCUAGCAUAUUUCUUGUUUACGUGCUUAGCGACCAUUUAAUAAUCUUGAGAAAGUGCACACCGGGAUGACGUGGUUGUAAGAUUACAUGUAAAGGAGGGUUUAUUUUUUACCCUACCUAAGUGGGUUACCUCACCUACCUGGGGUCCCUCACUUCCAUGUAAACAGGCCCUUAAUUGACCAAUCAGAUCAAUAACAAGAGUUUAAUACCAUCAACUGACGUGAUACAAGUCACACUGACUCUGAAGACGACUACCGCACAGGUUGUCGAAAUUUCAGUCACUGUCAACAACAACUGUCCAAUUCAGGACUUCGUUCACCCGGACGAUCAUACUCAACCUAUUUAUACCUUGUAUAUGUUGUUUAGGUAUUUUGUCCUGGCACGAACUGAUCCUGACCCUAAAGCACCAGCGGGUAAAGCCUUCACUGGCUUCAUAGUAGAUGCUGACGCACCAGGAGUUACAAAAGGGAGAAAGGUGUGUUUUCCUAGAUCAUUUCUGAUUGUGAAUGGAAGUCUGUAUUGAAUUGUCCAUGAACGCAUACAGCACCUUGCUUAUUACAUCUUGGUAAUUUAUUACAGGAAAUGAAUAUGGGUCAGAGAGCUUCCGACACGCGCGGCGUGACCUUUGAGGAUGUUGUUGUACCCAAAGAGGUUAGAUGUGAUUUUUAACCAUUAUGCAGAGGAGGGGACUUAGUUAAGGCAACAACACAGACUUGAAAGGUAGCAAAGAACGAGCAACUCUACCCAAGAGGAAAUGCAAUUUCACUCCCAAUUCAACUUGCUCUUUUAGUAAAUUAAAAAUCCUUUGUUAGUAAAUUUUUAGUACAUCUGUAUAAUGCUUUCAAAUCGCUGGAAAACAGCGCAAUAUAAUUGCAUUGUAAUUAUUGUGAAUAUUCUUGCAUGUUUGGUCAAUCGUUACACAGUGAGACACCCCUGGCACCCAAAAUUGGGUUUGGUCUUACAUUGUUGUAGGUACAUGUAGAGCUGACCGUUUUCGAAAGAGGCAUUUGCAAGGGAACUUGAACUUUCUAAAUUUUGAAGUACAAAAGUAACGUUCACAGAUGAAAACCUUGGUUGUUAAUUUUGGUAUCAUAGUAACUCUAGGAUUCUUUAGAACGAAGAUGUGUUAUUUUUAUUUCGUGCUUGAUUAGAACUUUCAAGCAGUCUCAGAUCAACUACAACAAAAUACUUCUUGACUAAUCACUAACUGAUCUCUUUACAAGAACGUCCUAAAGUUCAGUAACUUUCUUGUUGUGACUUUGUUUCCAUUGUUAGAACGUCCUAGGUAAAGAAGGAAUUGGUUUCAAAAUUGCAAUGGGAGCAUUUGACAAGACACGACCUCCGGUAAGGAAAAUUUUGGUCUUUUUUCAGUUAAAUAUGUGUAUCCAUUAAAAAGUUUUGUAUUUCCUGGGAUUGUACCAGAUUUUCUUGUAAUUUUAGUAUGUCCUCGGAGUGAAGGGAGUUGUAAUUAAAAUGUUUUAAUAGGUAACCUUUUUAAUUCAUAAUUUAUGUAAAUAAAAUGUGGGCAGUAACCGAACUGUACUUGGUCUCUACCAAAUAGGUUGCCGCAAGCGCCGUUGGUCUCGCUCGGAGAGCAUUAGAAGAGGCGACCAAGUACUCGAUGGAACGAAAAACCAUGGGAAAACCCAUAUUCCAGGUAAAGUGCCAUGUCAAGUGUUUAACAAGUGAACGUCCAUUGUUUUCUGAAUGAAACUCAUGCUAUUCUAGAAUUUGAACGAGUCCUGACUACAUGAAAUUUGCGCCACGGAAAUCCCGUUAUUAAAUUUAGGUGUUCAGCCUAACAGUUUUUCAACCAACGCAAUUUGUUUGUCAAUCUCUGAUUUUGUCAUUUCCAUGAAAUUUUUAAGGGCGAGUAAUUGGCAAAAUUAAACAAAGUGAACUGGAAUGCGGUGACUCAGUCCCUUUAACCAACACAACAAUUGAAAUUUUAUAACGCUUUAAGCCCCGCUAUCCAUAUACAUAUUCGGUCUCUAGACUGAUCUCAUAGCUUUCCUUAUCGAAUAUGUUAAGAAAAUUUUGAUUAAAGAUCAAAGCCUUGUUCCUUAGGCAAUCAUUUUAGUAAUUCUUUAAACCUUUCAUCUUGACUUUGUAUUGACUCUUGGGAAAUAUUGAAUAAGAGACGCCUAUUAAUGCAGUUUAUUUUCUAAAUUCUCUUUUCAGCACCAGGCUGUAAGCUUUAUGUUGGCUGAUAUGGCCAUUGGCGUGGAGACGGCGCGCCUAGCCACGUACCUCGCGGCUUGGGAGGUCGACCAAGUGAGUUCAAUCUUAUGUACAGCUUGUGCUGUAAUGUUCAACCCCUCCUUUUUUUCCCAAAGAUUGCCAAAAUAAAGAACUAUCUACCUUGAUAAACAAGAUAACCUCUGGGCGUGUGAUUCUCUAAUGUCGUUAUUUCUCUACCAAACUAGCCUGUGUAUAACCGCCCCUCCCCACCAAAAAGGGACGGCUCAACACAGGCCAUACCAAAGCGAAAAUCAUUCUCGUGCGCGAAGUUGUGAUCCGCUUGGCCAGUGCGACGGAUCGAGAGCUCUGGUUGGGGCUGCAGCAGGAAUUCCUCAAAACACAGUCUUCUGGCUUUCUGUACAUCCUCAGAAUUUUGAAAAAACAACAGUUACCAACGGUUACAAAAAUGCGAAACUACUGUGCUUGCACGUUUAUCCUGGUCCCAGCCAGAGCUAACGAUCCGUGUUGCUGACACAAGAAUGGCAGCUCUCGGCACGAAAAUGAGUGAAAAUCCAUUGAGCUCUAACGUGCUUGUGUAUUUUUAGGGUCGCCGCAACACUUAUUACGCCUCUAUAGCUAAAUGUCUGGCUGGAGAUGUCGCCAACAAGUGUGCGACUGAUGCUGUGCAGGUGGGUAGCCAACCUUUUAUAUUUUAUAAGUAGAAAAGUAAGCAGAGCAAAAUCCCCUCGUGGUUUCUUUCCUCUUCCAAGCUUCUGCCUCAGCUGAGACAUUUUUCUGUAUUCCUUUGGUUUCCAGAUUUUUGGCGGAAAUGGAUUUAACACGGACUACCCAGUUGAAAAACUGAUGAGGGAUGCUAAAAUCUUCCAGGUGAGCCGACCAACUGCUGAGUGUUGCCGCUUGUAG